Meleagris gallopavo (turkey) is the source of this 4332-nucleotide messenger RNA. NCBI's taxonomy places the organism in Eukaryota, Metazoa, Chordata, Aves, Galliformes, Phasianidae. The record is from RefSeq and is a predicted model, not a curated record.
UUCCUGAUAUUUUCAUAUUAAUCUGAAUUUUUUAAUUGGACAAAACAAACUGAAUUGCAGGAAAGGUUGUAAUACUUUGGCAAGUCUUUAUGUAUUCCUGAAGCAGGCUAAUUUUACACAAUGAGAUUAAAAGUUUAUUUAAAAAUAAAAAACAGGUUACCAUUGUCUCGGUUAAGAUCAUCUGCUAAGACCAAAGUAAAUUGAUAUGUUUUUAUGUUAGGAGGUACGUAGCAAACGUGACACAAUUCUCCGUCAAUUUUCUGACUUUCUUUCAAUACUAGUAUUUUAAUAUACUUACACCUGGGAAGCAGGACUAUAGAAGUGUAUAUUCUCUGCCACAAAUUCUACUGUAAUUUUUUUUUUUUUCACUUGCUUCUUGCAGGUUUAUUUUUCAUUGCGAAAGAAACAUUAAAGAGAGUUACAGAAUACAUAUAAGCUGAUCAUAUUUUAAAAUAAAGAAUGAAGUGCUUCUCAGUGCAAUGGCGAUUCUCAUUUCAAAUGAAGUCUGCGAUGAUUAAAUAUUAAAAUGAUCGAUGGUUUAAAUUAAUAUAAGAACUUUUCAGGGGAUUAUUACAAAGAUUAACAUUUUUAAUGUUUUAAUACUUCCGUAGUUUAUCAAUCACAGACACAGUGAAACUGUUUUUAGUUAGCAAGCUGAUGAACUCAUAUAUCAUUGCAGUAUUAUGCAUAACAUAAACAUCAUGAUGUUGUUGGUAGAAGAGAUAAAGAAACACAAUUUAUGUUGUGGCUCAUUAAUAAUCAGUUGUGGUCUUGGAGUAUUUUUUGACACAGAAGAAGCAGGUAACUUUAUUAUUAUUGUUCAUUCGUGUGUUGUGAUUGUUCUUUGCAUAUCCUUCAUAGAAUCAUUGAAUCAUAGAAUGGCUUGGGUUGGAAGGGACCUUAAAGACCACCUAGCUCCAGUGCCCUGUUGUGGGCAAGGCUGCCACCCACCAGAUCAGGCUUCCCCAUCCAACCUGACCUUGAACGCCAGGAAUGGGGCAUCCACAGCUUCUCUAGGCAGUGCUAGUGCCUCACCAGUCCAGUAGAUGGAGCUGAUGCACAGACUGUGAACGGGGCUCCCAUCUUUCUUCCAUGUCUUAGAGACGGUGGGCAGCAGCAUUGGAAAGCCUCUGGGGUACACUCAGUUUGCUGAUGAGACUCCACUGUAGUUUCAGUGAUUUUGGAAUUGAAAACAAUGGGUAAGAAAGAUGCCUCUACAGCAAGAACUCCUGUUGACCAAUACAGGAAACAAAUAGGAAAGCAAGAUUAUAAGAAAACCAGACCUAUGUUAAGAGCAACAAGAUUAAAAGCAGAGGCCAAGAAAACUGCACUAGGCGUGAAGGAAGUUGCCCUUGUCCUUGCAGCUAUAUUGGUACUUCUGUUGGCUUUUUAUGCUUUCUUUUAUCUUAACAUUUCCAAUGAAGUUGACCUUGAUCUGGAUCCAGAUGAAAACUAGCAGAUGCAAUGAAUCUAUUAUCAAGAUUUCUUCAGCUUGAACAAGACUACGUAGGAACACACAGUCCCUUCCCUGGGAGACAGUAAACAAUGCCAUUUCUUGCAGUCCAAAUUUGUAAGUUUUGCAACACGUUACUUCUACAUUCCAGAUCUCCAGAAGAAAGGAAGCACACUCAUGCCCUGCAAGCAUAUUUGGUUAACGCCAAAACCAGGAGCUGCAGCACAAUACAGGAAGUUUAUUGUUUACAUUAUAUUUUCUCAGGCAGAGAACUUUGAUGUCAAAAGACAGGUGCUAUUAUUAUCUUGGGUAUUGAUGCUGACUUCACAGGAGAAGAAUCUGCCUUGACUAAAUUUAGGAAUCAAAGCUUCCUAAUAGCUGAAUUACGUUAUUUUUCUUUUCCCAAAAGAAAGCGGAAAUAUCAUACAAAAAAAAAAAUCUUUUAUUGAUUUGUAUUUAAAGUAUAUCAAACCCCCCUCUUUCUUUAUCUCCCUUUUUAUCUUUCUUUUAAACAUGUAUGCACAAAUGCGCUCCCAAAGAUGGAAGAAAUUGUAGGAAAAAAUUAUCUUUUUAGAAGCAGUCUGUCACCUCCUAUAUGGACUUAAUUUUAUGUCAUCCCAGAUUCUGUGUGCCCAUAUAUCUACAGUAAUCUUUUUCAUUCUUUUGCCAACUGUUCAGCACACAUGUGUUCUGUCAGAAAUGGCACCUGGAUGACAGAAGCUCUAACAUUCGCAUAUGCCUCUGAAACACAGUUCUUUGCCUCCUGUGCUGUCUGAACUAGUGUAAAUAGAAAGUUCAAUCGAUGUUGGGCUUAAUUAGUAUAUUGCUCUAUUAUUAAUAUAAAGUCAAAGUUGUAUUUUAAUUAUAAUCUUCCUGCUGGUUGUGAUAUCAACUUGUUCUACCUGUUUGGAGGGUAUUGUAAAAAAAAAUGUGUAUUUCCAGUUAUAAAAUCAUUUUUAUCAUCAAACUAAUGUAUGAAGUUGUGAGUAUUAAGAAUCCUUUCACGUAUACUUCUUGUAAGUGGGAAAAUCUUGGCUCCACGUCAUCCUUUAGUUCUUGCAAAGUAUCUUUUGGAAUAUGCAGUGUGGAUAUCAUUUCUGAUGCCUUUGAUAACCAAAAGUAACUUAAAGAAGUUGGUAUGUCAAAGCAGCUGCAGGGAGCUUUAAAAUUUUGGCUUUACCCUGUUCUGCUUCAGUUUUGGCAUAUUACUGAGCUUGUGGUUGUAAAGGAUUUCUUCUGAUCCUUCAAAAAUCUGGUCAGAUUUUCUCUAGUUUCUUUUAUUUUUGAAACCAAGAAAAGCAUGGACCCACUGCUGCUGAAUGUGUAAGGGAGUUAGGCAGUUUGACUUCCGGAAAAGUUGAUGUAAUUUUGAAAUUUUAUUAGCAAACCAGCUUCUCUUAAUCUUAGGUACCCAUUUCAGUUUUAGUUGCAACUGUGGCAUUUACUGACUUGUUCUGGAAACACUUCACUGAGUUUCCAUAUAGUGAUUCUGGAGACAAGGGCAUACCAAAGUCUAGCAACUAUUGUAAUGGAAAGUAUGUUUAUUUUAAAUUGACACAGUCCCAUUAUCACCACUUAAGGAACUUAGCUCAAUACAGUUAGUUUUUAAACCAUACAGUAACUAUGACCUUAUAUGCCAUGAGUCUCUAAGGAUACACUUCUCUGUCAUACUCCUCGUUCACUUUAUGCAGUGCAAAGCAGCUCCUCUAGAAAUAUAGAGUACACCAUCUUCCAAGAAGAAUAUGAAAAAGAAAUACAUACAUGCAAUUAUUUCUUAUUUUCUAAUUAUGACUCUUACAGAUAUUCAUGUGCCUGAUAGUCUGCUAAUGCUCCUAUAGAUGACCAAACUCUUACCGACAUGUUGCAUUUAUGGCGAAGCAUUUUCUGACACAUGGCCCUCUUUUCAGUGGAGAGAAAUGCUCGUCACAAACUGUCUUCUUGGAUGUGACAUGCUGUUUGUUUCACCAAUGGCACACCACAUGUCAUAGAAGCUACAGACCUCUCCUUUUACUUUGCAUGAGCAAUUUUCCUGCUCCAUAAAAUACUGGAAGGAUUGCUAUGUUAAUGUUUGCGUGUAGCUCCCUGGGUGAUAUGUGGUCUGAGAAUGACGCGUGGUUAUCACCAUCACACAGGUUGUCUUGUAACUUGCUUUCUGAAUCAGUCAUAUUAAAAAGCAUGCUAUUCCUACUGUCAAAUUUAUGAACAUGAUGUUCUUAGAAGAUCUGAUUUCCCAUAAUUAUGACUCAUAGACAAAAUCAGUGUGCGUAUGUGUGUGACUGAAGCAGCUUUCCUGAUUUGUGGCGUAUCAAUCCACAGUGCCCACAAGUGCCAUAGUUUGCACUGUUGGCUUCAUUUCAGUUAGACCUUUUCAUUUACAUGAAAGAUAAAUAUAAUGAGAAAUUUUUCUGUUGCUUAGAUAAACUGGAUAAAUUUCUGUUCAGUGUACAUAGAAAUACCUGGUAAAUAUUGCAGCAAAUACAGUGAUUCUCUUAUCAGUACAAUAAUUUCUAAUGGGACCAUGUCAAUAUUUUUUUAAAGCUAAAAGCCUCUACCUCUCAUCAAAUUCUUCAUCCUUGGUGUUCUAAAAGGCACAGACACAACAAUAUUAGAAUUGAAGUUACAUUGUGAGCUUUCUCAUUCAUGAGUAUCCUGAGUUCAGGAUCUGAUUUACUCCAAGGGGAUCAUAAUCCAGCCUGAAGUUAUUUCUGUUUUCUAGAGCACUGUUGUGUCCAUAGCUGUAGGUAUGUCUUGCAAAUAUAUGGUUUAUUUUACCUUGCUUAUAUCUCAGAUUGAAACAUGCCUCCGCAUUUUUUUGGGGCCAUCUAUCUUUGUAUGAGUUGCUUAGUGCUUGUUUUAAUAAUAAAUGGAUUUUUACUCUC